UUUUGGCUCAAGAUACUUUGGCUCAAGCCAUCUUGCUGGAGAUACGUUUGGUUCAACACGAGUUGUUACCAUCAUCAUGUCGACGGGACAUGUUGCAUCUGAAAGUGCUGAUGCACAAGUCCUAGGGAAAGGUGGAGGCGACGCACCUACUGAACCACGUCAAGCGACUGAGGAAGCAUCUAGGAAAGUUUCGGAAACAACGAUAUUGAUGAACGCGCCCCAUCCGGGCAAUUCGGCAACAAACGGAGAAGAACCCCGCAUGACCAUCGGAAACAGAUACGACACAGUGGAUGGACUCCGCGGGUUGGGCUGUUCGUUGGUUAUGACAUAUCAUCUCCGGUUGGGUGUAUACAGUGCUUGGGUCUGCAUCGGGUUGUUUUUUGCGCUUUCAGGGCUUCUCAUGACCUCGAUUGCUUUAAGCGCGCAAGCCAAGCAUUGCGAAUUUAGCGUUUUAGUUUUCUGGAAGCGGCGUGUGGCGAGGCUGAUCCCAGCUCUGAUGCUUGUAGUCGUGGGCAUCUCGUGCAAGACCUUGGUGGAGAGGGCCAUCACAGGAGAACCUGGACCGGUUGCAUUGUAUUACCUUCGUAAAGAUUUGUUGUGGCAAUUGCUUAUGGUCAGAAUUGGAACAUGAUUUCCCAGGCGCAGGAUUAUUUUGCAGACACCAAGAAGGCGUCGGUGGUACGGCAUGUGUGGAGCCUUUCGAUUGAGGAGCAGUACUACAUUAUGUGGCCCAUUGUUUUCCUAGCGAUUCAGCGUUUGGCUGCCUUUAAGACCGCCAGCACGGUGCGUGAGAGCAAUGUGCCUGGUCUGGGCUCGGAAAUGUGCUCGUCAAUGUUCAGACCUCAAAUGCAGCUUUUGCUCAAACUGUUAGCUUUCUUUGAAGUUGUGGCGAUUUUGUUCUCGCAAUACAUAUGCAUCUAUGUCUACCAGACUCAGGGUGGAUCUGCGGCAUAUUUCGCGAGUUGGACACGCGCGGGAGAAUUUGCCGUCGGCGGCUUGGUUGCUUGCUGCUUACACCUCUCGCCGUGGAGCUACGCACUAAUCUCGCGCUCACCAGACCGCUCUAAGAUGAGCAUGCCCCUCCGCAUCACGUUGGAAGUUGCACCCGGUGCCACUAUUGUGUCCAUCCUGGGAUGUAGCAUGAUACCUGUGCAUCAAGAUGUUCUAAUGCGGCACUACGUCUAUUGGCUCAGGCUUCCGCUGACCUUGGUGGUGGCAUUCGGUUGCGGUAUUCAGUUGUUGCAGACUAGCGAACCGCUGCCACCUUGGGCCAUUUUCACCAAACUCACGAGCAGCCGUGUGUUAGUCUACUUCGGUAUUAUAUCCUUUGGUGCAUACCUCAUACAUUGGGUUCUCAUAGUCUGGUGUGGUGAUUCAGAAAUCAACACCGCGCAUUCAAUGACGACGUGGCAAGGACGACAGGCGGGCAUGGUGGGGCGCGACGUUGCGAUAGGCUUCGCCUCAAUCGUAUUUUCCACAGCGUCAUUCUGGUUAUUUAAUCAAACCAUUGGUGCAGCGUUCGGCCAAGGCGCGGCCUGGUUUUGUCAUCGCAUCUGGCAUACUUUCGAUGGGCUGCGUUGCCAUGCUGGCGCUCUCAGCAACAAGAGGCGGCAUGGAACCAACUUCUGCGUUUGUCGACUUUUCAGGUGCUUCUAGCGACAAUGUGCGCUUUCAUGGGUCGGGGUCAACCAGUGCUGGCUUUGAUGCGCCAACGCGUCUGUUGUUUCUAGGUGAUAGCCAGUCCGAUCGCCUGGCGCGCCUUAUGCAAAUGAUUAACGGCGGUGAUCAAUAUCGUUGUCCUGCGAGUUAUGCCGAACCGUGGGGACCCAAGGUAGUCAAUCACGGAGAGCCCGGAGGGUGUGUAAUCCAGGGAUUUGGCACGGAGCGUUGUACUAUGUGCAUGAAGCCAACAACUUCCAAGAGUAAAAUCAUACACACGACGCGUGAUGUCAUUGUGAAGGAGCAGGCGCCUUAUGUUUUUGUGAUUGAUAGCAACUACUAUCGGGGGUGGGAGACCGCCCCCAAGGAUGACCCGAAGCGACAAGUAGGGCUUUGGGGGAUGGAACUUCCAUUGCAGGAAGCGUUGCAGAGAAUGAUCACCCAUAUAGCGUUGAAUGGCGCACGCCAUAUUUUUUUGUCCACGUCUUCACCGUUUCUCAGAUUCAAGAAUUUUACACAGGAGCACGUGGGCGCGACACUGCAGAGAAAUGUAUUUCAGAAGGUAGUAGGCACAAUGCGUUGUCGAAGCUCCACUCAUGCAGGGCACCGGGUAUUGGUUUCCAUUGUACAUUAUCAUAAGUUGGUUUGCCCAAACUUUGACGAGCGAGUGGCGGAGAAGGUUCGUGGCAAAUCAGAGCUCUGCAACCAGAGUGGGCCAGGCUUCGCGAAGAAGAUGGACGACUACAAUUUUCACGCGAAUUUCGGCCCAGGGGGUAAGUAUUUGGUACGCCAGCUUCAAGAGGCGUUGUAUACAGGCAUCGCCCGACAAGGCUCACGUUUUGCCAAACCGUUUGAGGGGCCUGUGAGGUACCGUCGGCAGGACGAACUUCUGAAGAGUCCAGAAGGUCUGCUCACUACGACCGAGAUUUGCGUCAAGCGGACGCAGCCUCGGGUCACCGAGAUGUUGCUGCAGCACCAGGGCGCCAAUAUUGAGUUGCCUAAUGGAGAGAAGGAUGUCUAUAUGUGUCGUGGUUUCAAGUUUGACGGAUUGGAAGAUGGCACUGGCAUCACAUCCCUCUCCGUUAUCAAAGAUAAGGAAACAUGGAACCGCAUUCACCACGUAGCCCAUUUCAGUUGUGACCCCUCAUUCAAACCACCCGAAGAUUUUCAAGAGUCCUUUCCGUGUACUCACUCGCCCUUUUGGGACGGAUGCAGCCGUAUGGUACACGUGUUCAACAAUGGAGCGGCUGAGUUCGCAUUGCCCCGCGGCUUUGCCUUCCCCUUGCCCACGAAAAACGCCAUGUUGCAAGUGCAUUACAAGAGGGGUGAGGCCAAAUUCUCCGACACUUUCCUUGACAGCACUGGUGUCCGUAUCAAUUUGGACAGAGAUCUCCAGCCUGUGCACCUCUUCGAGUUAGGCCCCAGAUCGGCCCAGAUGUUAUCAAUCCCCCCCAAGACAAGCGCGUCAUGUUGUGCAGUCAAUAUGUGCGCCGGAUUGCUUGAGUGACGCCAUGGAGGAGAAUGCAGCGACAGAGUUCAAAAUCAUUGCAGUGCAGCAACACAUGCAUGUUGCAGGCAUUGCCGUAAAAUCGGAGGUCCUUCAUGCGAAUGGCAGCUCCACGCCUUUUGGUGUGUUCCCGAGCUACAACAUGUCAGAGCAAGAUAUGAAGCUCUUGUCCAGCGAAGUCGUUGUGUCUCGCGGAGAUGCUUUGAAGGUUACUUGUGUAUACGACUCUUCCCAACGCGCACGGUGGACAUGGAAUGGGAUCAGCCUUGCUGAUGAAAUGUGUUUCAGUUACAUCCUCAUGACCCAGACGCCGCUCUACUUCAGUCGCUGCUGGCAUUUAGGAGGUGUUAACCGUGCGCAAUCAGAUGAAUGCUCCAGUGAGUGCAGCAAGCCUUUCUCGAUCCAACCUACACGGCAUUUCAAGGGCCCAGAAGCUGCAGCUGCUGAGCAUGAUGUCUUCAGUGCGACAGGUGCGUGUUUGAAGUAGGGCCGCGUGGCAUCUCUUGUGUAUGGCGUCCACCAGGUUUUGUGUCCAUCCGCGGUCGCGGUGGCUCCAGGCGUGUGCUGGGCGUUGGGCCUGCCCUCGCGGGGAGUUUUGUGUGGGCGUGGGCCCGCUGCGUGGAGGUCUGAUUUCGGGCCGAUGGGGAGGAGCUGUGGUUCCUUGGGCAGUUUUCGGCGGCGCACUUCUGCACCUCGCAGCCUCUGCAACCCCACCCAAUUUCAGGUCGCGGGCGUGGUGAAGUCAUUUGGACUUCGCGCGUGAAGCUGGGGCCGCCUAUUCCCGGCGCUGCGGGCGCGCUCUUUCGUACGCUCGGUUUUUCCGAGUGCACGGUCUUCAGUCGCAGGUGCCUCGGCUCGAUGCCAGGCACAGAUAUGCAUGGGUUGCUGCACAUUCUCAUGUUUGCCGCCCAGCGUCGGCGAGCGCGCGCGCAAGGCGGUAGGGGAAGUG
Messenger RNA from Prorocentrum cordatum, 4115 nucleotides. NCBI's taxonomy places the organism in Eukaryota, Dinophyceae, Prorocentrales, Prorocentraceae. The record is from the annotation of a GenBank genome assembly.